GAUUAAAGAACAAUAUCCAGUAGAAUAAUAAUUUCUCUUCAGCUGAUGUUGUAGAUUAUCUGCUGAUACUCUGUGGUGUGUUCAUAUUGUUUUGGGAUAAUCAUUAGCCAAAAUUGUAUGGUGGAAAUGAAGACUGUGCUAAAAUCGUGUCUCACGGGAGACUCACCAACUGGAGUGCUGUUUUGUGCGAUAUGACAGAACUUUGGUCAUGUGAGAAAAAGAUUCAGUAGCCUUUUGCUAUUGCCCUUUCACAAAUAAGCUCAUGUUUUUUUAAACAAUAAUUUGGUUAAAGUGAAUUUUGAAAUACCAGAUGCUGUAAAACUUAAUGUAUAUUACCCCUGUCAGCCAUUGCUGUAUAGUGAGUUCUUAGACUUAGAGGCAUCCGUGGUUUAGUCUAAUUCAGCAACAAGUAUAAGUUAAAGUUGUGUUAGAAAAAAAGAGUUCCAAAUCAACCCAAACCAUGCUGGAGUUUCAAAUGAUUAUGUGAAAUUUCUUUUUUAUAGCCCCACUUUGUGGGGAAUAUGUGAAGUUACUUUUCAUAGCCUCACCUAGUGGUGAAUAUGUGAAGUUGCUUUUCAUAUUAUUUUGAGAGAGAAAGUUUGUAUCAUGCCUUCACAAGCCAUACCUUGAAUUGCAUAUCAUAGUAACAUAAAAAUGUUUGGGCGCAAGAUAAUACACAUUUCAUAUACACAAGACAGUAACUUCUGGGCACAAGAUAAACACAUUUGUAUGUUUUGUUUUUGUUUAAGGCUUUGACAUUCAACAAUUGACAUCCCAUGUACAUCUUUACACCAAAAUACUUUUUAAAUUACAAAAGUGUGUGAAUCACCCAAGAGGGAAGCUGGUACUGGACUGAAGUUUAAGAGACAUGCGUCACAAAGUAGCUCAUAGGAACAUGUUUAGCAAGGGAAAGGCCUGGUUUGUUUCUGUCUCUUUGUGGUGAUGUUAAAGCUAAUGUUGAUGCGUUUGAUUCUGUGGAUGGAUUAAAUUGCUUAAAAUGUGCUCUAAAUGCGCAGGUAUAUACUGUAUAUGUCCUAUGUGAGACAUGUUCAAUUACUAAACACUAAAAAGUUCACACUGGGUCUAAUCACUCUGGAGCGUUGGUUUAAGAACAUUUGGCAACAGUGUUGUGCAAAGUGUUACUUCUGUAAAUGUCUUGAUUGUGAAAUCAUGAAGUUUUCUCUCUCUGAAAUGGAGUGUGUCACAGUCAUGAACGCAAAUGUUCGCAUGGGGUCUCUGGAGAACCUUGCUGCCAGCGCUUUCUUAUUAAAUGGAUUCCCAUUAGCCUUUGCAUGAACACCUGAAAUAAUCAAGCUUAGCUACUAGUGUUGCUAACAGUUUUUCUAUGUGUGUUGUUAAAGUUGCAGUCCUUGAUUAUAAUCAAUUACACUUUUUGUUGAAUUCAAAGAUAUUCUCCUCGUGUCUGUCUGUCCAGUGACUUAGAAACACUUAGAAACACUCUGGUGUUCGUGUACAGUUCUAGCUCUGUAAAAAGAAAAUAAACACAGUGGCUCAGACCAAGCCUUGCACUAUUCCAUCUAAUCAGCACCUUGUUUCAGGAGAACGGAAAGAGGGGUGUCAUUUGAUUGGUGGUCUCAAAUAUCAAAUAUUCGCCAAAUUGAGGACUGUACCUAUAAUGUUGCUGUUCUCAGAUACCAAUGGAAAGCGUAAAUUCAAUACAGUAUUUCUUCAGUGUUUUAGGGGAAGUAGGACAUCACUCAAGGAAUGGUUUCGAACUGACUUCUGCUUCUUCCCACUGCUCUAAUUUCCUGUUUUUGGCAAUAGUGUCAAACCUAGGACUAGUCAAUAAGAGAAACCAAAGCAAACACACAGUAGACAGGCAGCAUGGAGGUUACUGUGGACAUGAACAUCUAUCAGAACUCCAAUCAGGGCCAGCAUACUCAGACUCAGACCCCAGUGCGGACGGAUGACAGACGUUACAAAGAGUACAGAUUGUACAGUCUGGUUGCAGUGAGUUUUGGGCUACUCUGUGUUCUGCAAGUGACUCUCAACAUCUACCUGCGUCUUGUCGGGGGAUCUUGUCCAGAAGGGUGGCUGUCUUUUGGUUCCAGCUGUUACCAUAUUUCAGCCUCACACAGAAACUGGACUGACAGCAAGGAGGACUGCCACCAGAGGGAGGCAGAACUGAUUGUUAUAAACAGCCAAGAGGAGCAGGAAUUUGUGAAAGCACUCUCUGUGGAAGCUUGGAUUGGUCUCAGCUGCAGCGAAGAAGAGAGGGUCUGGAAAUGGGUAGAUGGUAGGCCACUGACCACUGGGUUCUGGUACCCUGGAGAGCCCAACAACAAUGGGAACAACGAGAACUGUGCUGUGAGUUGGCCCCGUUCUCCAUCUCUGGAAUCCUGGAAUGAUCUGAACUGUGACUCUGAAUCUCACUGGAUAUGCAAGACAACACCCUAGUCCAAUAUGUGAUGCCAGACGCAGACUGCUUUUGCGCUCUACUCUUUCUAUUUACAAUUAUCAUUUAAUAUUUUAAAUCUCAGAAUAAAUGUUUCCACAUUUUAAGCAGACAAAAAAAUAAAUAAAAAUAAUGUUUCAUGA
Clupea harengus (Atlantic herring) is the source of this 2559-nucleotide messenger RNA. Its product is annotated as C-type lectin domain family 4 member M-like. The record is from RefSeq and is a predicted model, not a curated record. Lineage: Eukaryota; Metazoa; Chordata; Actinopteri; Clupeiformes; Clupeidae.